Molecule: messenger RNA, 6155 nt
Organism: Tachyglossus aculeatus (Australian echidna)
Lineage: Eukaryota; Metazoa; Chordata; Mammalia; Monotremata; Tachyglossidae
Gene: NALCN
Product: sodium leak channel, non-selective
Exons: 44
Coding region: 147-5363 (1738 amino acids)
Biological process (GO): monoatomic ion transport; transmembrane transport
Cellular component (GO): membrane
Molecular function (GO): monoatomic cation channel activity
Source: RefSeq, a predicted model, not a curated record
CCUCCGUGCAUCCCUCCUCCCUCCCUCUGAGCAGCCCCUUUGGGGAGAGGCCAGCUGGAGCCCCCCGACCUCCUGGGCCCGCAGCGCCAUGCCGGGACCUGCCCGAGGGUGUUCUAUUGUUAUAGAUAUCCAAAGUUAACUUCAGUAUGCUGAAAAGGAAACAAAGCUCCAGGGUGGAAGCCCAGCCAGUUACAGACUUCGGUCCUGACGAAUCUUUGUCCGACAAUGCAGACAUACUCUGGAUUAACAAGCCAUGGGUUCACUCUUUGCUGCGUAUCUGUGCCAUCAUCAGUGUCAUUUCUGUGUGCAUGAAUACUCCAAUGACUUUUGAGCAUUAUCCUCCUCUACAAUAUGUAACUUUUGCCCUGGAUACUCUAUUGAUGUUCCUCUACACUGCAGAGAUGAUAGCAAAAAUGCACAUCCGUGGCAUAGUAAAGGGAGAUAAUUCCUAUGUGAAAGAUCGCUGGUGUGUAUUUGAUGGAUUUAUGGUUUUUUGCCUUUGGGUCUCCUUAGUGUUACAGGUAUUUGAAAUUGCCGAUAUAGUUGAUCAGAUGUCACCUUGGGGUAUGCUGAGGAUUCCACGACCUCUUAUUAUGAUUCGAGCAUUCAGGAUUUAUUUUCGAUUUGAAUUACCUAGAACGAGGAUAACUAAUAUUUUAAAGCGUUCAGGAGAGCAAAUAUGGAGUGUCUCAAUUUUCCUACUUUUCUUUCUGCUUCUUUAUGGAAUUUUAGGAGUUCAGAUGUUUGGGACUUUUACCUAUCACUGCGUGACAGAUGACACUCAACCAGGAAAUGUGACCUGGAAUAAUUUAGCUAUCCCAGACACCCACUGUUCAAGAGAACUGGAAGAAGGUUAUCAAUGCCCACCAGGAUUUAAGUGCAUGGACCUUGAAGAUCUGGGACUUAGCAGGCAAGAGCUGGGCUACAGUGGCUUUAAUGAGAUAGGAACAAGCAUAUUUACCGUUUAUGAAGCUGCAUCCCAAGAAGGUUGGGUGUUCCUUAUGUACAGAGCAAUCGACAGCUUUCCCCGAUGGCGUUCGUACUUCUAUUUCAUCACCUUAAUUUUCUUUCUUGCCUGGCUCGUUAAGAAUGUAUUCAUUGCUGUUAUUAUUGAAACGUUUGCUGAAAUCAGAGUGCAGUUUCAACAGAUGUGGGGAUCCAGGAGCAGCACUACUUCAACAGCUACAACACAGAUGUUCCAUGAAGAUGCUGCUGGAGGAUGGCAACUCGUAGCUGUGGAUGUGAAUAAACCUCAGGGUAGAGCUCCAGCAUGCCUACAGAAGAUGAUGAGGUCAUCCAUUUUCCAUAUGUUUAUUCUGAGCAUGGUGGCUGUCGAUGUCAUUGUUGCCGCUAGCAACUACUACAAAGGAGAGAAUUUCAGAAGACAAUAUGAUGAAUUUUACCUCGCAGAGGUUGCUUUUACUGUCCUUUUUGAUUUGGAAGCUCUUCUGAAGAUUUGGUGUUUGGGCUUUACUGGAUACAUCAGUUCAUCUCUCCACAAAUUUGAACUGCUCCUCGUAAUGGGAACAACACUUCACAUAUAUCCAGAUCUCUAUCAUUCUCAAUUCACGUACUUUCAGGUUCUUCGGGUAGUUCGACUUAUUAAGAUUUCUCCUGCUUUGGAAGACUUUGUGUACAAAAUAUUUGGUCCUGGGAAAAAACUCGGGAGUUUGGUCGUAUUCACUGCGAGCCUCCUUAUUGUCAUGUCAGCAAUUAGUUUACAGAUGUUCUGCUUUGUAGAAGAACUGGAUAGAUUUACAACUUUUCCAAGGGCAUUUAUGUCAAUGUUCCAGAUACUUACCCAGGAAGGAUGGGUGGAUGUAAUGGACCAGACUCUCAAUGCAGUAGGACACAUGUGGGCACCCGUUGUUGCAAUCUACUUCAUUCUUUAUCAUCUCUUCGCCACCCUGAUUCUCCUGAGCCUGUUUGUUGCUGUUAUUUUAGACAACCUGGAACUUGAUGAAGACCUCAAGAAACUUAAACAACUCAAGCAAAGUGAAGCAAAUGCAGACACUAAAGAAAAACUCCCUUUGCGUUUACGGAUCUUUGAAAAAUUUCCCAACCGGCCUCAGAUGGUGAAAAUUUCAAAACUGCCUUCAGAUUUCACCGUUCCCAAAAUCAGGGAAAGUUUCAUGAAGCAAUUUAUUGAUCGUCAACAACAGGAUACAAGCUGCCUAUUACGAAGACUUCCUUCAGCCUCUUCUUCUUCAUGUGAUCACUCUAAAAGAUCUGCAAUAGAAGACAAUAAAUACAUUGAUCAAAAGCUUCGUAAAUCUGUUUUCAGCAUCAGGGCAAGAAAUCUUCUAGAAAAGGAGACUGCCAUCACUAAAAUUCUUAGGGCCUGUACCAGGCAACGGAUGCUGAGCGGAUCUUUUGAGGGGCAACCAGCAAAGGAGAGGUCAAUCCUCAGUGUCCAACAUCAUAUCCGUCAGGAGCGCAGGUCACUAAGACAUGGAUCCAACAGUCAGCGUAUCAGCAGAGGAAAAUCCCUUGAAACCUUAACUCAAGAUCACUCCAACACAGUGAGAUACCGAAAUGCUCAGAGGGAAGAUAGUGAAAUAAAGAUGAUCCAGGAAAAAAAAGAACAAGCCGAAAUGAAAAGGAAAGUGCAAGAAGAAGAACUGAGGGAGAAUCAUCCGUAUUUUGAUAAGCCCCUUUUCAUAGUUGGUCGUGAACACAGGUUCCGAAAUUUUUGUCGUGUGGUGGUCCGGGCUCGUUUUAAUGCCUCUAAAACAGACCCUGUUACUGGAGCUGUGAAAAAUACCAAGUACCAUCAACUUUAUGAUUUGCUGGGAUUGGUUACAUACCUGGACUGGGUUAUGAUCAUUGUGACUAUCUGUUCCUGCAUUUCGAUGAUGUUUGAAUCCCCCUUUCGAAGAGUCAUGCAUGCACCCACGUUGCAGAUUGCCGAGUAUGUGUUUGUGAUCUUCAUGAGUAUUGAACUCAACCUGAAGAUAAUGGCCGAUGGUUUAUUUUUUACCCCAACCGCUGUCAUUCGGGACUUUGGAGGAGUAAUGGACAUAUUUAUAUAUCUUGUGAGUUUGAUAUUCCUUUGUUGGAUGCCUCAGAACGUGCCUGCUAAAUCAGGAGCUCAGCUUUUAAUGGUGCUGCGGUGCCUGAGACCCCUUCGAAUUUUCAAAUUGGUGCCUCAGAUGAGGAAGGUUGUGCGAGAGCUAUUCAGCGGAUUCAAGGAAAUUUUUCUGGUGUCCAUUCUUUUGCUGACAUUGAUGCUAGUUUUUGCAAGCUUUGGAGUUCAGCUGUUUGCCGGGAAGCUGGCGAAGUGCAAUGAUCCUCACAUUAUGAGAAGGGAAGAUUGCCAUGGCAUAUUCAGAAUUAACGUCAGCGUCUCCAAAAAUUUAAACUUAAAAUUAAGACCUGGAGAGAAAAAGCCUGGAUUUUGGGUGCCCCGAGUAUGGGCAAAUCCUCGGAAUUUCAAUUUCGACAAUGUCGGAAAUGCUAUGUUAGCAUUGUUUGAAGUUCUUUCCUUGAAAGGCUGGGUAGAAGUCCGAGAUGUUAUUAUUCAUCGUGUGGGGCCGAUCCAUGGAAUCUACAUUCACGUUUUUGUAUUCUUGGGUUGCAUGAUUGGACUGACUCUUUUUGUUGGUGUAGUCAUUGCUAAUUUCAAUGAGAAUAAGGGUACGGCUUUGCUGACUGUAGAUCAGAGAAGAUGGGAAGAUCUGAAAAGCCGGCUGAAGAUAGCCCAACCUCUUCAUCUUCCACCUCGUCCAGAUAACGAUGGGUUUAGAGCCAAGAUGUACGACAUUACCCAGCAUCCAUUUUUUAAGAGGACCAUCGCAGUACUCGUCCUGGCUCAGUCUGUGUUACUGUCAGUUAAGUGGGAUGUUGAAGAUCCAGUGACUGUUCCUUUAGCAACGAUGUCGGUUGUUUUCACCUUCAUCUUUGUUCUAGAGGUUACGAUGAAGAUUAUUGCCAUGUCUCCCGCUGGCUUUUGGCAAAGCAGAAGAAAUCGAUAUGAUCUCCUAGUGACUUCUCUUGGGGUUAUUUGGGUGAUUCUUCACUUUGCUCUGCUUAAUGCAUAUACAUAUAUGAUGGGGGCGUGCGUCAUUGUCUUCAGAUUUUUCUCCAUUUGUGGCAAGCAUGUUACACUAAAGAUGCUCCUGCUGACUGUGGUCGUCAGCAUGUACAAAAGUUUCUUCAUCAUAGUAGGGAUGUUUUUAUUGCUGCUCUGUUAUGCCUUUGCUGGAGUUGUUUUGUUUGGUACCGUGAAAUAUGGAGAGAACAUUAACAGGCAUGCGAACUUCUCUUCAGCUGGCAAGGCCAUUACUGUUCUCUUCCGAAUAGUCACAGGGGAAGAUUGGAACAAGAUUAUGCAUGACUGUAUGGUUCAACCGCCUUUUUGCACUCCAGAUGAAUUCAAGUACUGGGCAACAGAUUGUGGAAAUUAUGCUGGUGCUCUCAUGUAUUUCUGUUCAUUUUAUGUCAUCAUCGCAUACAUCAUGCUGAAUCUACUUGUAGCUAUAAUUGUGGAGAAUUUCUCACUGUUUUAUUCCACUGAGGAGGACCAGCUUUUAAGCUACAAUGAUCUUCGGCACUUUCAGAUCAUAUGGAAUAUGGUGGAUGAUAAAAGAGAGGGGGUGAUUCCUACUUUUCGGGUGAAGUUUCUGCUGAGGCUGCUGCGUGGAAGACUGGAGGUAGAUCUAGACAAAGACAAACUUCUGUUCAAACACAUGUGCUAUGAAAUGGAGAGACUGCAUAACGGUGGUGAUGUAACCUUCCACGAUGUGCUAAGUAUGCUUUCGUACAGAUCUGUUGAUAUCAGAAAGAGCCUUCAGCUGGAGGAGCUCCUUGCCAGAGAACAAUUGGAGUACACAAUAGAAGAGGAGGUAGCCAAGCAGACGAUACGCAUGUGGCUGAAAAAGUGUUUAAAACGCAUCCGAGCAAAACAGCAGCAGUCGUGCAGCAUUAUCCACAGCCUGCGAGAGAGCCAGCAGCAAGAGCUGAGCCGCUUUCUGAAUCCUCCCAGCAUUGAGACAACCCAGCCAAGCGAAGACAUGAACGCCAAUAAUCAGGAUAACAACACCCAGCCAGAGACCAGCAGCCAGCAACAGCUACUGAGUCCAACUCUAUCUGAUAGAGGAGGGUGUCGACAGGACUCCACAGAUGCUGGAAAACCUCAAAGGAAAUUUGGACAAUGGCGUUUGCCUUCAGCACCAAAACCAAUAAGCCAUUCUGUGUCUUCGGUCAAUUUACGGUUUGGAGGCCGUUCCACAAUGAAGUCUGUGGUUUGCAAAAUGAACCCCAUGUCAGAUGCAGCUUCCUGUGGUUCUGAAGUCAAAAAAUGGUGGACCCGGCAGCUCACUGUGGAGAGUGAUGAAAGCGGAGAUGACCUUCUCGACAUCUGAGUGGAAGCAAACAGAUAGGAGUGGCAUUGUGAAAAUAAUCUCUGGAGUUGCCCCCCUUAUUUUUCCAGUGAACAAGCUGCAACCGAUGUAUAAUUUAAUUCCAACUUGUCACCAGAUUUUUUUUUAAGCCGAUGAUCAGUCUGCCAUAGGGAACCUGAAGCUGGUAUUUCUGCUGGAGUUAUGUAGAUGUUUAAAUAUUGUUUGCUGAGAAAAUCUAUACGAUGGCAGCAUUGCCAAAGCCUAGGAACGAAAACAUCAGCAGCCAUAGCAUUAAAAAUUUUCUAUAUUCUGUCUAUGUAUACGAUGAUGUCUGUUUAAAUAUGCUUUUCUGUCAUUUUGUUUCUCCAGAACAAAGUUCUGGGCCUUCAAGUGGCCAGUAUAUAUGACUCAGGAGCUGCAGCUUCUGUUUAUGGUUUUCCCAUUGGAUCUAAAACUUCUCUCGGGAGAAUUUUCUGUUGCUGAGUGGUCUGAAGAAGUAGGCCUGAUAUUGCUAAAGGAGAGUAUUUUUACGAAGUACAGAUUAUGAAUUUUAAAAAAGUCUAUUCUUUUCUUAUUUUUUAAUAUGCAGAAGAUAUUUAGAAAUCUUGAGUCCAAUUCUAGCCUCAGUUAUUCUCCUGCAACUGCCACUGACUUAUGUCAGAAUUGUAUGCAAGGGACAGGCAAAGAAUUUGACACAAAAGCAUUCGUUGGCUUAGUAGAAACAUGUAAAUAUAUUAUUAUUUAUGCAAAAGUGUUUCAUGAACAGCCUUUAAUAACUGAAAUCAGCAAAAAACAACUAUGUGUUGAGCUUCU